CGUCCUCUUCACUCUCUGCUCCUCUGCCAUCAUGUCCAUAGAAGCUGCGAGUCCAGCUCCGGUUCUGGCACGACCCCGGCCUGUGUCCCGGAGCCAGAGUUACAUAACGACACAGACAGGUCACGUGAUCUCAGAAAUGUUGGAGGAGGUGAUUUCAGCUCUUCAUUACUUCAUGUCAGCUCGGAGCUCCGCACAGACCCGCACAGACCCGCACACAGCUGACGGAACCUGACAGAACCGGAGCUCUCUGAUCCGGACUCUGCUGUCUUUAUUGUCGGAGCUUUAGAAACUUCUCCUCCUCUCUCCUCCUCUCCUCCUCUCCUCCUCUCUCCUCCUCUCUCCUCCUCUCCUCCGGACCGGCCUCCCUGUCUGACCCCGCCAUGGGCUCGGUUCUGCCGGGCUCGUCUCUGGGCCUGAAGCCGGGCUUCAAGCCGCAGCAGCCGCUGUCCCUCGCGGACAUCAUCACGUCGGACAUCCUGCACAGCUUCCUGUACGGCCGCUGGAGGCACGUGCUGGGCGAGCAGCACCACCACCUGCACCAUCAGAACCAGAACCAGAACCAGAACCAGAACCAGCUUCACCUGCAGCACGAGGACCGCACCGCGCCGAGCGCGAGCCCCAAGACGGCGUUCACCGCCGAGGUGCUCGCGCAGUCUUUCUCCGGAGAAUUCGUUCCGUACAGUUUCGGUGAACCCGUCCCGGCUCGAACCUUCAUCCGACACCGACCCGGUUCAUUCUGA
Molecule: messenger RNA, 740 nt
Organism: Larimichthys crocea (large yellow croaker)
Lineage: Eukaryota; Metazoa; Chordata; Actinopteri; Sciaenidae
Product: PR domain zinc finger protein 12-like
Exons: 3
Coding region: 381-740 (119 amino acids)
Source: RefSeq, a predicted model, not a curated record